AUGUGUUGUUUCAGAAAUGCAGAUGCUACGCACAUAUUUCAUGCUUUUCACGAAGGUUCGCGGAAGGCCUAUAAACAUCUUGAGGCACUAAAAAAGAACGCCUGGGAUCCUUCAGAAGAUUUUGAGGAGGCGUUAAAAAUUCGAUUAGAUAAAGCUGAUGUGAACAUCGCUGCCUACGAUAUUUCUGUCGAAGAGGAGAAAAAAGUUGUCGAAAGUUUCGAGCGGUUACGUCGUCGCGUUUACGAGUGGGGUUUAAUGGACUCUCGACCAUGGUAUUAUGUCAUGAAGUCAUUAACUACUUCCAGUUUUAUGUUCAUCGCCUUCUACCUACAAUAUUGUGAAUGGUAUCUGACAUCCGCGAUUUGUCUAGCCGUUGCCUGGCAACAAUUCGGUUGGUUAACACACGAUUGUGCUCAUCAUCAACCGACAAGAAAUCGAAAAUUGAACAAUAUGCUUUCGAUUGUUUUUGGAAAUCUUGUACAAGGAUUUUCAUCUGAUUGGUGGAAGGACAAGCAUAACACUCAUCAUGCCGCAACGAAUAUAAUCGACCGUGAUCGUGAUAUCGACUUGUUCCCGUUACUUGCUUUAAUACCUAGCGAUAUUCUAAAAUACAAGCUACCAGCGGAGAGAUUCAUUCUAAAGUUUGUUCCUUACCAACAUCUUUACUUCACGCUCACUCUACCACUACUUCGAAUUUCAUGGACUACUCAGUCGUUACUUUGGGUGUUUGGUGAAAGCGUUUCAAGCGAGUAUCGCAUCUACAGAAAAAAUGCGCUCACUGAACAGUCGCUGCUUGUGGCUCAUUGGGUAUGGGUGCUAUUACAACUGUAUCUGCUCCCGUCGAUGAGCGUUCGUGUCAUGUACUUUGUCGUCUCGCAGUUCUUGUCCGCUUUUCUUAUUGCUCACGUCGUUACAUUCAAUCAUAACUCAGUUGACAAAUUUCCAGCAAAUUCUCGACUGCUUAACAAUUUUCCUUGUCUACAAAUCCUCACCACACGGAAUAUGACACCAGGACCCAUCACUGAUUGGCUUUGGGGUGGUUUAAAUUACCAGGUGAUAUGA
This is a messenger RNA of Angiostrongylus costaricensis, 1062 nucleotides long. The record is from the annotation of a GenBank genome assembly. Lineage: Eukaryota; Metazoa; Nematoda; Chromadorea; Rhabditida; Metastrongylidae.